GAAACGUGAGGAAUACUUAGCCAAAGAGAUUUGCUCUGCAAUUUUCUCGACGGACUUCGACUCGCAUCUUUAUUGUCGAUACUUUGAGCCAACUGAAGGGCUUCGGGCGAGUAGGCAAUACGAACCAAUAACUGUACGUGAUGUCACCGCAAAUCGGCGAUUUAUUUAUACGAUGAUGCCAGUUCUGUGACUAAUGUGACGAAUCACACUUCCUGCAUUUCUCUGCAAUCGUUGAUGAACAGCCAACAGACUACCGACUGUCGGCGUAAUUCUUAUGGGACUGACAUAAAUGGCACAGCGAUUGUACACGUCAUGGCGAUGGAAACGAAAGUAUCGAGCAGACGAAGCUUUUAGACAAAGGCUUGAACUGGCGGAGGAUUCGCCUGGAAAGAGUUGCGGAGCAGAGCGCGGUUGCGCGCGGGAAUGGCGAGGUGCCACGGUGAGCAGCUGCCAGCCGAGACGAACGGAGAAGCAAUGCGGCAAAAAGAUGGGCCCGACGCGGCAGGUUGAGAUUGAAGGCGGAGGCGCGCUGGCGGGCGAGCUGCAACUGGGCUACGCGGCCUGCGAGGCGCUCGUGGCGGCGUGCGCGAUUCUGGGCAACGGCCUAGUGAUCCUGGUGUUCGCCAGGGAACGCAGGCUGCGUCGGCGCACUAACUAUUACAUCGUCUCACUAGCCUGCGCCGAUCUGCUGGUCGGCCUUUUUGCUAUCCCGUUUGCCGUGCUGGCGAGCGUCGGUCUGCCGCGCGACCUGAACGCCUGCCUCUUCACUGUGUCCGUGCUUGUGGUGCUUUGUACCAUCAGCAUCUUCUGCCUGGUAGCAGUCUCCAUCGAUCGCUACUGGGCCAUACUAUACCCGAUGGGCUACUCGCGUAGUGUGCGUACCAGAACAGCCAUCGGUAUGAUAUGCACCUGUUGGCUGGCUGGCACGCUAGUCGGCUUCCUACCGCUGCUUGGUUGGAACGCCGGGCGCAAGUCUGACGGCCAGUGCGUCUUCGUCGAAGUUAUGGACUACGACUACCUGGUAUUCCUGUACUUGGCGACCAUAGUGUUACCGGCGCUGCUGAUCGGUGCCUUCUACGUCAACAUCUAUCGCGUGGUUCUCAAACAGCUACGCCAGAUGGUUACGUUGGAGCCAGGCUACGGGCGCGGUCAACCCGAUGGUCACGGCACGAUGCUGCGGCUGCUGGGAGCGGCGCAGAAGCGCGAGCUCAAGGCCACACAAAAUCUAUCACGCAUCGUUCUCUUCUUCAUCGUCUGCUGGUUCCCCCUCUACACCAUCAACUGCGUCGAAGCGUUCUGCCCGCGGUGCCAGGUCAGCCAGGUGCUGCUCAACUUCUGCAUCAUCCUGUCACACCUUAACUCCGCUGGCAAUCCUCUGCUCUACGCCUACCACCUUAAGGACUUCAGGGCCGCCCUCAAAAGCUUUGUGCAGGGUUUGCUGUUCUCGGUGACGCUGACCGCUAGCGCCGCCGUCUGUCGCCCAAGAUACUUGGUCGCCGGCGCCCCGAGUGGCAGCAACAGAAGGCCUGGCGGUCUUUCGGUAAUCGUCGCUGCUAUGAAUGGCAACGACAGCAUCGAUGAGGUCGAUGACAAAAAGAUGAACAUCAGGACGCUGGGAUUGAGCUCGCCGCUACUGGUAGUCGACUGUGCAAGCCGCCGCGGUGCAGUCGCCAGCAGUGGCAGUUCGAGUGGUAAUAAUCUGAGUGCCGCUCGCGCAGGCCUAGUGUCGGGGCUGGGUUCGAAGAAGUCCGAGGUCGCCGCUCACGACGUCACACCGGGUAACCUGCCUUUGACGCUCGAGCUAGAGACCUGCGAGUUCCAAGUCGCAUUACAACUUCAUGAUCAAAACGAGCGCAACAGGCCAAGCGUUUCACGUCAGCACUCGACCCUCAUUGCCGACGAGUGAAGCUAUGGUCAAAUUCUAGCUCAAUAAUGGAACUUUUCACCUUGAAUUAGGCGUUUAUUGUUGUAAACCGUUCGUUUUGCAUUGUGGCCAGGAAAUAGUACAUAAUGUACCAAGAGAGCACAGUGCACGGUUUUCCUACUACAAUUUCGUGCUGCAUGUAAAAUUUUUUUAUGCACCCCUAUAGAGGA
Phymastichus coffea is the source of this 2094-nucleotide messenger RNA. Its product is annotated as adenosine receptor A2b. NCBI's taxonomy places the organism in Eukaryota, Metazoa, Arthropoda, Insecta, Hymenoptera, Eulophidae. Gene Ontology annotation, biological process: adenylate cyclase-activating G protein-coupled receptor signaling pathway; G protein-coupled adenosine receptor signaling pathway. The coding region runs from base 290 to 1906 and encodes 538 amino acids. The record is from RefSeq and is a predicted model, not a curated record. Gene Ontology annotation, cellular component: membrane. Gene Ontology annotation, molecular function: G protein-coupled adenosine receptor activity. The transcript has 6 exons.